This is a messenger RNA of Ornithodoros turicata, 3559 nucleotides long. RefSeq names its product NFX1-type zinc finger-containing protein 1-like. The transcript is spliced from 9 exons. Lineage: Eukaryota; Metazoa; Arthropoda; Arachnida; Ixodida; Argasidae. Gene Ontology annotation, cellular component: nuclear RNA-directed RNA polymerase complex. Gene Ontology annotation, biological process: regulatory ncRNA-mediated heterochromatin formation. Bases 482 to 3559 code for a protein of 1025 amino acids. Gene Ontology annotation, molecular function: helicase activity. The record is from RefSeq and is a predicted model, not a curated record.
UUGAAGAAGAAGAAGGCACGCGCUGAUGCAUUCCACAAUUUGUCUCAAGAUACGUACGACCUGAUGCAGCGUUAUGUCUUCUCGGUGUCUUCGUGGAAGUGACCAUCCUUGGUGGGCUUUCUUCCGAGGGAUUUGCCUGUGCAGCCCAACUGCCAUUCUUAAUACCCUAUGGUUUUGACGCGUUCCUGGAGUGCGACGACCUAGACUUCCAGGACCUCAAGUGGGCCUUCGCGGUGCUCAGUCUCCUGUGUUCGCACUGCGACCGCGGCUCUCGUAGACUUCGGGACCUUCUUAGGAAGACAGCUACAUCUGAAAACUUUGCGACAAAGACGCUUCCAAAUUUUGCGUUCAGGUUUCGUCACUCGAAAACUGUUCUCAGCAGCUGGAAUCCCUCGUUCACCUACUGGACGUCUUGGAGGCCAUAAAGGAAUUUGUUCUGAAUACGGACACCUUCCUUAGCCUACUACCCUACAUAACGGCGAUGGUUGAUUCACUGCGUGAAUCACAAUUAGGCAUCGACGACAUCUACAAUAGGGCCGUGAAGUUGGAAGCGUUUGCGACGAGUGGCGCCAUGCUGGGUAGACAACGUGUGUUGUCCCACCCGGACUUCAGAACUCUCCCAGUCGUUCCAGCAUCUGAAGAGUUGCUAGCCAGAGAAUUGCCUCAUUUGACGCCUAAUCGUGUCCGUGGGUCGUAUAAUAGCACGGAGCACUAUCUGGACGUCCAGUUUAGGCUGCUUCGUGAGGAUUUCGUCCGUCCGCUCCGGGAAGGGAUAAGGGAGUGCGCACGGGCACAGGAAGUCCGUGGAUAUAGAUACAGGAAAGAAAUAUUCCACAAGUUGGACGGCGUCAACGUCCAUUCCGGCGUUGUCGUCAUUUCCUCUUCCGUCAACGCAGAUGGAAGAGUAUACGUUGUGCAGUUCGACGCCUCGAGCUUCUCAAAGAUACUCUGGAAGGGAACGAGGCGCUUCAUUCCCGGAUCGCUUCUUUGCUUCAGUAAGGACAACUUCGAGACAAUCCAGGUGGCUACGGUGUCUCGUGCCACUCCAAGUAUGCUCGGCAGAGGCGUCGUUGAAGUCACAUUCUGGAAUUGUAGCUGCGCAGUCACGGGCCAGUUUGUUGUUCUGGAAAGCAUUGCAUACUUCGAGGGUUAUCGUCAUGUAUUCCAGGCUCUGCAAAACACGCACGUUCUUCCACUGGAAAAGUACAUCGUAGGAGCGGAAUCUGUCGUUUUCCAUCCAAGUUACGUGAAUAAUUGGACGACGUUCGACAUAACGUGUCUCCUAGAGACACCUGGUGGUACCCGCCGAAAGGUGACCCUCCUCGACCGAGACAGCUGGCCAAAGGCGGAAGAACUCCAACUGGACAGCUGCCAACUGGAGGCUCUUCAAUACGCGCUAACCCAUGAACUAGGCGUUAUACAGGGACCUCCGGGAACGGGAAAGACCUACAUGGGUUUGAAGAUUGUUCAGACGCUGCUGGAGAACGACGCUGUAUGGGGUGACGACCAAGGUCCCAUCUUGGUGGUCUGUUAUACAAAUCGCGCCCUGGAUCAGUUUCUGGAAGGCGUGCUUCAGUUCACGAAACUUGUUACGAGGAUGGGCGGUGGAUGUAAGAACAACGCCUUGAAAAUGUAUCAUGUCAAUAAGAAGUGUAAACGGACACACGCUGGUCGGCAGUCGUCUGAAGCUCUACGGAAGCACCUUGAACGAGUGAAGACGCUUUCAACAUUGUCACAGACCGUCUUGUCCGUACCUGAGGAAGAGGACGCUGUAAAACUGCUUAUGCAUGUCAUGAGCAAGGCGUGCUGCCGGUCCUUCUUCCAAGCGGUGUUCGACGAGCAUUCCUUCUGUCAAGUGUUCAGGGUGUGGUUGCGCCUGGAACAAACGAAAGCACUCUUCCUGAAUCAAUGCAGCAAAAAGGACAUGUCAUCGGUGCACAAAGCUAAAAAAGGAUUCAACAUGCGGGACCUGGACACAAGCUCUUGGGAAGCACAUCUGCGCAUCAUCAUCAAGGAGGGCGAUCGAGCCACAGGAGACGAUCACGUCGAGGACGUCUGGACACUACGAUCUCGAGAGCGCUGGAAACUGUAUCGAUACUGGGUCGACAACCUGACUUCUGUGAUUGACACCUUUCAAACUUCUGAGAUGACAACAAUGGAAGAUGUGCAAGAGCGCAUGGCGCACUCCAGACUAAUGGCUGACCUAUCGGUCCUUAGGGCGUCCAAGGUCAUUGGAAUGACAACAACGUGCGCGGCUAAGUACCAGGCUCUCCUCCGCGAGGUGCAACCGCGCAUCGUCAUCGUGGAAGAGGCAGCCGAAGUACUCGAAGCUCACGUGGUGACAAGUUUGGCUCCGCAAACUCAGCAUGUGAUCCUCAUCGGGGACCACCAGCAGUUGCGUCCGCCCACGAAUGUACAAGAACUGUCAAUCAGAUACAAGAUGGACGUGUCUCUUUUCGAAAGAAUGCUUAUCAACGGCGUGGGUGUCAAACAGCUCUGCGUUCAACAUCGCAUGAGGCCGGACUUCGCCCGCCUUCUCACGCCACGAUUCUACCCUACUUUGGAGCCCCACCCGUGCGUGGAACGAUACGAAGACAUUGAGGGUAUGACCACGAACAUGUUCUUCUUCAAUUACUCCUCCCCAGAACGGAGAAAUUCUGGCAGAAGCUAUAGCAACGUUUUCGAGGCAAAUUUUCUUGUCAACCUCUGCAGAUACCUGCUUGCUCAGGGUUACCAACCUUCUCAAAUCACUUUGCUCACGCCGUACAUGGGUCAGAAGAAGCUUCUAGAGCGCACAGCUAAUACAUAUCACGAGCUGACCGCGGUGGCCAUCACAGUAGUGGAUAAUUUCCAAGGAGAAGAGAACGACAUCAUCCUCUUGUCCCUGGUUCGCUCCAACGAAACUGGGGAAACCGGUUUUGUUCAAGUGGCGAACCGAAUUUGUGUCCUCCUGUCCAGGGCUCGUAUGGGAUUUUACUGCGUAGGCAAUAUGACCUUACUGAGCGAGGCGUCCAACUUAUGGAGAGACAUCGUUGACGACCUCAAAUAUCGUGGUCUGGUCGGAUGCGAACUGAAGUUACGGUGCAGGAGACACUCGAACAGCACGGCAGUAGUAAGAACACCAGAGGACUUUCCUAGCGGUCGUAAUGGUUUCUGUAACCUUCCGUGCCCAGCCUCCCUUCCUUGCGGACAUUCUUGUCCAAAAAACUGUCACAUGGAUACUGAGGACCACAAGCUGUUCACCUGCAGAGAGCGUUGCGGAAAGACAUGUUCCAGAGGUCACUGUUGCAACGAACGCUGCCACGGCCACUGUACGCGUUGCACGGUGCACAUUAAGGUGGAGUUUCCCGCUUGCCACCAUACUUCGAAAGUCCCGUGCUACAUGGCAGACGAGGCGACUUGCACGAAAAAGUGCGGGCGACGCUUGAAGUCAUGCGGUCAUCCAUGUGGCAAAAAAUGCGGCGAGCUCUGCGGUGGAGCGUGCAUGGUAUCAAAUGUUGAGGGAAGCCGUAAAGAAGUCCUUACCCUGCGGCCAUACGGCCACUGCGGAGUGUCUUGA